UGCAGAUCAAAAAUCGCAGAAGAGUCCCCCUUCCAGCAAAUACCAUGCUGAGCACAAUUGUAGCCUUUUUAAGUAUUUGGCUUGUCCUCUCCACACCUCUCUUGGCCAGUUUCUGUCCCAGCCGAUGUUUGUGUUUCAGGACGACAGUGAGAUGUAUGCAUCUGAUGCUGGAGAGCGUUCCCGAAGUCUCACCGCACACAAACGUCCUGGAUCUGCGCUUCAACCGCAUCAAAAGCAUCGAGCCAGGUGUCUUCAGGAAUCUGAAGAAUCUCGACACGCUGCUUUUGAACAACAACUUACUGAAGCACAUAGCACGAAACUCCUUUGAAGGGCUUAAGAAGUUGAAAUACCUUUACCUUUACAAGAACGAAAUCCAAAGCAUUCAGAGCCAGGCUUUCGAGGGGCUGCAUUCUCUGGAACAGCUCUACCUGCAUUUUAACAACCUUGAAAGUUUGGAAGUGGGAACUUUUAAUGACCUACCCAAGCUGGAAAGACUAUUCUUGAACAACAACCGAAUUUCGCAGAUCCAGCGAGGAGCUAUAGCUCAGCUCGAAUCUCUCAAACGCCUGCGACUGGAUUCCAAUGCCUUGCUCUGUGACUGUGACCUGAUGUGGCUGGCAGAACUGCUGAGGAAAUAUACCAUACAGGGCAACACACAAGCAGCUGCCACUUGCGAGAGCCCGCCUGAAUUACUGGGUCGUUCGGUCAUCACCUUGACCACCCGAGAAUUCAACUGUGAGAGCCCUCGCAUCACAACUGAGCCGCAAGAUGUCGACGUUACUCUGGGCAACACUGUCUAUUUCAUCUGCCGGGCAGAGGGGAAUCCGAAACCUAAGAUUAUCUGGCUUCACAACAACAACGAGAUUGACAUGAGGGAUGAUGGGCGGCUGAACCUGCUACAAGAUGGCACGUUGAUGAUCCAAGACACGAAAGAAUCCGACAAGGGAAUCUAUCAGUGCCUGGCCAAGAACAUUGUGGGCGAAGCGAAGACUCCUGAGGUUGCCCUGCGCUACUUCGGCAUUCCUUCCAAACCUACAUUUGUCAUCCAUCCCCAGAACACAGAAGUCCUGGUGGGGGAAAGUGUGACUCUGGAAUGUGGGGUGUCAGGACAGCCCCCGCCUCGCGUUGUCUGGAUGCUGAGCUCAGGGUCGCCACUGCCCCAAAAUCCGCGCUUCAACAUCACCAGCUCCGGCGGCCUCUAUAUCCAAAAUGUCACUUUGUCAGAUGAAGGCAAAUACAGCUGCAAAGCCACCAACACAGAAGGAUCCAUCACGGCAACGGCAAAUAUCAUUGUGCAAGAUACCCCCAGGUUUUUGAUAGCUCCCACUGAUCAGACCGUAACUGAGGGUCAAAAUGUGGAUCUGCCCUGCUCUGCAGAUGGACAUCCUCGCCCGGUCAUAUCUUGGACAAAAGAAGGUGGUCCAUUACCAAACAGUUGGAGAUACAGUGUCCUCUCCACGGGAACCCUCCAGAUGGUCCAAGUGUCCCUUCAUGAUCAAGGCCACUAUGAGUGCCAUGCCAUCAAUGCUGUUGGAGCCCAGAGAUUUUCGGCGAGCCUCAAGGUCACCCCACGUGUUAUGCCCGUAUUUCUUCAUCCACCUCAAGAUACGGUUGCAGAAGUCGGCCAAGACAUUGAGAUCCCUUGUACCGCCCAAGGGGACCCACAGCCAACGAUAACGUGGGCGAAGGACAGGAUUCAGAUCACAGAGAGUGGCAAGUUCCACAUCAGCCAAGAAGGCACUUUAUCCAUCCGAGAUUUGGGUCUGGCAGAUCAAGGACAAUACGAAUGCGUAGCCAGGAGUAGCUCUGGGUUAACCGCCAGUGCCAUGCUGCUCACCAUCAUCGCCACAAACAUCAGAAGGAGCGGGGAUACCUUUGUAGCCACCUCUAUCCAGGAAGCCAUCAGCAGUGUGGACUUCGCCAUCAAUUCGACACGCACCGAACUGUUCAGCAAGAGACCCAAAACGCCCAACGAAUUGCUGGCCCUUUUCAGAUAUCCACGGGACUCCUAUACCAUCGAAACCGCUCGGGCUGGAGAAAUCUUUGAACGAACCUUGCAGCUCAUUCAGGAUCACGUGCAGCAAGGAUUAUUCGUGGACAUGAAUGGAACAGGCUAUCGCUACAACGACCUAGUUUCCCCACACUACCUGAACAUGAUUGCCAACUUAUCGGGCUGCUCCGCCCACCGCCGCACCCCCAACUGCUCCGACAUCUGCUUCCAUAAGAAGUACAGGACCCACGAUGGGUCUUGCAAUAACUUCCAGCACCCCAUGUGGGGCGCAUCCCUCACAGCCUUCCAACGGCUGCUGAAGCCCGCUUACCAAAAUGGCUUCAACCUCCCUCGGGGUUUCUCCUUGGCGGAAGAUUCCAGGGAUCUCCCCCUUCCUCUGCCUCGCUUGGUCUCGACUGCCCUGAUUGGCACGGAGACCAUCACCCCAGAUGACCACUUCACUCACAUGCUUAUGCAAUGGGGGCAGUUUCUGGAUCACGACUUGGACCAGACGGUGGCUGCGAUCAGCAUGGCGCGUUUCUCGGAUGGGGCGUCAUGCAGUCAAGUGUGCACCAACGAUCCUCCUUGCUUCUCCAUUAUGAUCCCCAAGAAUGACCCCCGGGUACGCCGAGGACGGUGCAUGUUCUUUGUGCGUUCCAGCCCCGUGUGCGGCAGCGGGAUGACCUCCCUGCUGUUGAACUCCGUCUACCCCCGGGAGCAGAUCAACCACCUCACCUCCUUCAUCGACGCUUCCAAUGUCUACGGCAGCACCGAACAGGAGUCCCUCGAACUGCGGAAUCUCAGUAACCAGAAUGGGUUUCUGAAGUCAGGCCAGGUGGUUCCGAGUUCAGGAAAACCCCUCCUGCCUUUCGCCACCGGGCCGCCGACUGAGUGCAUGCGGGAUGAAAGCGAGAGUCCAGUGCCGUGUUUCUUGGCCGGGGAUCACCGGGCCAACGAGCAACUGGGAUUGACUUCCAUGCACACCUUGUGGUUCCGCGAGCAUAACCGGGUGGCCGCCGAGCUCCAGUCUUUGAACCCUCACUGGGAUGGGGACACCAUCUAUCACGAGGCUCGCAAGAUUGUGGGGGCCCUGAUGCAGCAUAUCACCUACUCCCACUGGCUUCCCAAGAUCCUUGGAGAAGCUGGGAUGAAGGUCAUGGGAGACUACAAAGGCUACGAGCCCACCACCAAUGCUGGCAUCCUGAACGUUUUUGCCACCGCGGCUUUUCGCUUCGGCCACACCCUCAUCCAUCCGCAACUCUACCGGUUGAAUGAAACUUUCGAGCCCAUCCGGCAAGGCCAUAUCCCGCUUCACAAGGCGUUCUUCUCCCCGUUCAGGAUCAUCCAGGAGGGUGGCAUUGAUCCCCUUCUGCGUGGGCUUUUUGGGGUGCCUGGGAAAAUGCGGGUGCCUUCUGAACUCCUCAAUAUGGAGCUGACUGAGAAGCUGUUUUCAAUGGUGCACUCGGUCUCCCUGGACCUGGCAGCCAUCAAUAUCCAGAGAGGGCGCGAUCACGGCAUCCCUCCUUAUAAUGACUUCCGAGUCUUCUGCAACCUCACCUCUGCUCAGGAGUUUGAUGACCUCAGGAAUGAAAUUAAAAAUCUGGAGAUCAGGGAGAAACUCAGGAGCUUAUAUGGAAUUACAAAGAAUAUCGACCUCUUUCCAGCCUUGAUGGUAGAAGAUCUUAUCCCAGGAACCAGAGUAGGACCAACUCUCAUGUGCUUAUUGGUGACCCAGUUCAGAAGACUCCGAGAUGGAGACAGGUUUUGGUAUGAAAACCCAGGUGUGUUCACUUCAGCCCAGCUCACCCAAAUCAAGCAAGGGUCCCUGGCCCGCAUCAUCUGUGACAACAGCGACCACAUCCAGCAGCUCCAGAGGGACGUCUUCCAGGUGGCCUCCUACCCUCAAGGCAUGGUGGACUGCAGUGAAAUUCCCCAGGUGGAUCUGCGCUUGUGGAAAGACUGCUGCGAAGAUUGCAACACAAGGGGUCAACUAAGGGCUCUCUCGCAACAGUUCCGAAGCAAAAGAACAUCCAACUUCAGCUAUCCAGAAGAAAAUCCAUCCAAGGCCACCUUAGGAGAACCAAGGGUGGAGGAAUCACCUUUGAACCCAGAAGACCUCAGAUCUUUAGUGAAGGAACUUGAACAAAUUAUCUUUUCUCUUCGGAAACAGGUCAAUGGCUUGGAAGGUCAACUCAGAAGACACCAAAGAAUCCUUGCUAACAAAUAUGGCCAGCAUCAAGAGAAUGGAGCAAAGGAGAAAAAAAGAUGACCUCAUUUAGGUGCUGCUUGAGUGAGAGGACAAUCUGUGGGUGAAAGAAGGAAGGACGGGUUGAGGAAUGUUUUCUGGAGCAGGGCCAAGAGCAUUGGUGUCCAUAAAUGGGACAAAUGGUGACCCAGAGAUCAAAUGACUCAACUGAUGCACUUCUAACAACCAGUGAUGCGAUGGACAUCAUCACUUCAUUGAUGGCAUGACAUCAGGAUUCCUGUAUCACCAUGUUGAUGUCAUUGUGGCUUAUAAAAGACAUCAGUCCUUAAGAGUACUACUUGGAUUGUAAGACUCACUUCUGAGCAGCUGGUCUUUCCUAAGCCAUGUACCUAUCUCUUUUUCUAAAAAAAAAGAAAAGAAAAGAAAGAAAGAAAUUUUUAUGGUAUUGGUAGUCAAUGUUGAAAUAGCAGAAGUAAUGACCGGCAGAUCCAAUGAUGGUCUUUCUUCAGCCUGAGC
Molecule: messenger RNA, 4712 nt
Organism: Pantherophis guttatus
Lineage: Eukaryota; Metazoa; Chordata; Lepidosauria; Squamata; Colubridae
Product: peroxidasin homolog
Biological process (GO): response to oxidative stress
Molecular function (GO): peroxidase activity; protein binding; heme binding
Source: RefSeq, a predicted model, not a curated record